AUCUGAAUAUGUGAGAAAAAAGAAAACAUACCCAAAUAAGCUAAAAGAUUUUAUUUGACAUACCCUAUGUACUAUUUUAUGAUACAUAAUCCAAAUCAUUGAUUUAAAAGUUUCAGCAGUUUUCGUAGUAUCUGAUUUUAAACGCCUUUGCAGUCAUAUCUAUUAGUAUGCAUACAAUCAUAUUGUAUUGAUUGGCUUAAUAGGUUUCUCUUAAAGCAGAGCUUAAAAGUAGUUUAAUAUCCAUGACUUCAACGGCCGCAAGGAUAGUAUUAUUUAUUAAUUGUGCAGGACUAACGCAAUCAUGGUAAAGGGUGGUCAUAUUAGAAAUGGACUUAUAUUAUUUACAUAUUUGCAGUAUGAAAUAUUUGGAGGAGAAUUUUCUUACAGCAGUCCAAACAGCCAGCGAUAUAUUCUAUUGUCAAGUUUGAACAUAACUCACAUAAAUGGAUUUAUCAAUUUUAAAGUACAGUCUUGUAAUGAUGUCCACUUUGCUCUAAUUUCUGGACAAACCGAAUAUGAUCCUUUAUACGAAAUAGUCAUCGGUGGAUGGGGUAAUUCGAAAUCAGUUAUUCGGACAAGCAAGCAAGGCUCUCCUGUUGCACAAACGUCUGGGUCAUAUCUAAAUUGCAACGAGUUCGUGGAAUUCUGGAUAACUUGGAAUAAUGUAACUAUUACAUUAGGGACUGGCGUGAAAACUUUUUUUAAUACGGGAUUUUUAAAUUGGUCUCUUCAAAGUGGAUUAUUAUCAAUUCUCGACUCUGGCUUUUAUACUGCUUUUGGAUCAACAGGGGAGUGGAUAUUUUAUACACAAGAGUCAAUCACAGAAGCAAUAGAGGUAACCACAGACGCAAUAGAAGUAACCACAGAAGCAAUAGAGGUAACCACUGCAUUGUCAUGUAUGUGUCCAUGUAUACACAAUACAAUUCAUAUUGACACAUCAAACCUUACCAAGGAAGAAUUAAUGGUUAUUUUACAUGACGAAUUACAAUUGAUGAAAAAUACACUUAAAAUAGAAAAACAGUUUUCUUCGAAAUAUUUAAGGAGACUUAAUUCAGCACCAGAUAAUAGAACCUCAUCAAAAUCUAUGGGAUCAGUUGCAGUUUGCAUAAUAUUUAUGCCAAUAAGUUUGUCUAUUGUAUCAGAUAUAGUGAAACUGCGUGUCUAUUUAAAACGAAAGAAAGCCAAACUGCUUAAGAGAAAAUGACACGAAGAUUAUUCUUUUGAUGACGAUGCAGAUGAAUAUUAAAUUUUUAAUAAGAAUAUUGUGAAUAGUGACAGUUUUGAGAACGCUAUGCAAUGAUGAAACAUUCAUUAUCUGUGAUAUCUAUUUUGUAGAUUCUCACCCCUUUCUAUAAUGUUUAUUUUUUAAGGAUGUAGUAGAUUCAUGUUGCCAUAAUCAGAAGAAAAAAUCUGUUACCUCCUUAAAUGUAAAUUUAUUUGUACUUUUCUGUACAUUUUUAAAGUUUUUCGUAGCAGCAAUGUAAUGACUGUAAUAUAGAAAAUACAUGACGAAUACACAACUAAUCGUCUACAAAACACUUAAUAAAAAGCAAAAAAAAAAAAAACAGAAACACGAACAACACCAAAUACCAGGGUUGAUCUCAUGUGCUCCAGAAGGAUAAGCAGCUAUUGCUUGUUCAUGGUACGUACAAAGUCGCUGUUCAGUCUGAUUCGGUGAUGCCACAACCGAUGAAAAAAGAUGGGAGUGUUGCUACGACAAUUGGAACAUAUCAGUGGUCAUCUGUAACACAGAUAUUCCAUCACGGUCAACUUGCUCAUAAUGGGCUUCCAUAAAACUUGCAAAGGAACGACUUUCAAUGUACCGCUUGAAACCCUUGGUUUAAUAGCUUCCUUGUAAGCAGCAACCCUCUUUCAGGGAAAUUAUGAUAGAAACACAAAUCUGUAAUAUUGUAUCAACUUGGAUGUAUAUACUCAAUAUGCAGACGUUGCUGAAAGGUUGGUACAUAGAAAUGUAAAAGUUCACAUUGGAAAGCUGAAACCAUAUUUUAACAAUUUCAGUACGUCAUCACGAUACACUCUUUAUCUUAUUGCAUCUGUAGCAUGCAUCAAGAAAUAUUGGCUGUAUGGCCACUAGCCAUUUUUUUAGAUUAGAGGUUAACAACACUUUCUUCAAGAUAUGGAUAUAUAUAUAAACAAAGACAGUACCCCGCACUUCAUACAAAAGAGAAUGAAAUAUAAAAAGAAGAAGAUAAGGUAUGAUAAACCAGGUUGAAUCCACCAUUUUCUACAAAAGGAAAUGCCUGUACCGAGUCAGGAAUAUGACAGUUGUUUUCCAUUCGUUAGAUGUGUUUUAGCUUUUGAUUUUGCCAUUUGAUAAGGGACUUUCUGUUUUGAAUUUUCCUUAGAGUUCGUUUUUUUUAUCAUUUAACUUUUUCCUCUUAUAUACAUACACCAACAAAGUUAGAACAUUGCGAAUAUGUAUCGCAAAGUCUGCUAGAGAUGGUUGAACGCGAGAAUAAACCGGUUUACAGCACAGUGAAAAACGACAACUUCUGAUGAUGAUCUUGAUUCGACACAUAGUUAUUUACAGUAAGUUUCUGAGUUCUCAAACCUAUCUAUAUUUUUCAUUUCGGUCACUGGAAUACAAAAAGCAAAAACAAUAAACUCACAAUGAAACUUAGCUCGGUAUAUGUGGUUAGUUUUGGUGAAUAGGUAUGGAAGGUCGGACCAAAAUUAGAAGAUGUUCAAAAUUGUAAAUUAUUACUAUAUUAUUAAUACGUUAAUGUUUUGCCAUUUUAUACUAUUCGUUCUUAUUUCUUGAGCUCGUGAAGAAAGUCCAAUGUUUACUAUUUUAUGUUUAUUAAAUGUGAUAGAAUCCA
Messenger RNA from Mytilus californianus (California mussel), 2840 nucleotides. RefSeq names its product C3 and PZP-like alpha-2-macroglobulin domain-containing protein 8. The transcript is spliced from 3 exons. Bases 302 to 1204 code for a protein of 300 amino acids. NCBI's taxonomy places the organism in Eukaryota, Metazoa, Mollusca, Bivalvia, Mytilida, Mytilidae. The record is from RefSeq and is a predicted model, not a curated record.